Messenger RNA from Manis pentadactyla (Chinese pangolin), 6998 nucleotides. RefSeq names its product endonuclease V (gene ENDOV). Gene Ontology annotation, cellular component: nucleolus; cytoplasm. The coding region runs from base 64 to 1140 and encodes 358 amino acids. NCBI's taxonomy places the organism in Eukaryota, Metazoa, Chordata, Mammalia, Pholidota, Manidae. The transcript is spliced from 9 exons. The record is from RefSeq and is a predicted model, not a curated record. Gene Ontology annotation, molecular function: RNA endonuclease activity producing 5'-phosphomonoesters, hydrolytic mechanism; single-stranded RNA binding. Gene Ontology annotation, biological process: DNA repair.
GAGCGCGCGCCGUCGGCAGCGCCGCCGGAAGUGACGAUAAGCAGAGGCGCCGGAGGCUGUGCCAUGGCCCGGGAGGCGGCGGGGCGGCCGCCGGAGGAAACCCUGUUGCUCUGGAAACGGGAGCAAGCCCAGCUGAAGGCCCGCGUCGUGGACCGGGACACGGAGGCGUGGCAGCGGGACCCCGCCUUCUCGGGCCUGCAGAGGGUCGGGGGCGUGGAUGUGUCCUUUGUGAAGGGCGACAGUGUCAACGCUUGUGCCUCCCUGGUGGUGCUCAGCUACCCUGAGCUGGAGGUGGUGUACGAGGACUGCCGGAUGGUCAGCCUGACGGCUCCCUACGUGUCAGGCUUCCUGGCCUUCCGAGAGGCGCCCUUCCUGGUGGACGCAGUGCGGCGGCUGCAGGAGAGGGAGCCUCACCUCAUGCCCCAGGUCCUCCUUGUGGAUGGAAACGGUGUGCUCCACCACCGAGGUGAUCCUGCACUUGAGAGACAGGGCCCCAGAGGCUGUGGGAAAGACACUGGGAUGGAGGUGGUUCUGACCACCCCCGCGGACCCCUGUGCCCUGCGUCAGGACCCACCCAGCUUUGGGGUGGCCUGCCACCUCGGUGUCCUCACAGACCUGCCCUGUGUCGGGGUGGCCAAGAAACUGCUGCAGGUGGAUGGACUGGAGAACAACGCCCUGCACAAGGAGAAGAUACGACUUCUACGAGCUGGGGGAGACACGUUUCCUCUGAUGGGAGGCUCCGGGACCGUCCUGGGCAUGGCCCUGAAGAGCCACGACCACAGCACCAAGCCCCUCUAUGUCUCCGUGGGCCACAAGGUGAGCCUGGAGGCAGCUGUGCGCCUGACCCGAGGCUGCUGCAAGUUCCGGAUUCCAGAGCCUGUGCGGCAGGCCGACAUCCGCUCCCAAGACUACAUCCGCAGGACCCUGGGAGUCCCCAGGGCCCCCACACCAGGACAAGAGAGGAGCCGGAAGGCGCAGAACCCAAGGGGAGUGUGUCCCAAGGGAGGCUCAGAAGAGGCCACAGGUGAAGGCAGGCCUCCCGAGGGCCACAGCACCCAGGAGCCGUGGGACAAGGGCACGGGUGGAGCAAAGCUGGACGCCACGAAGACAGGCUGCCCCACGUCCGCUGUUCGGCAGUAGGCCUGGGGGCUCGUCUGUCAGGCCAGGACCCUGCCCCCAUGGCAGCAGGUGGAGUGCCCAGGCCCUGAGGACAUGCUGGUCACACCACCCAUGGGGACGCCCCGGCCCCUCCACACGCCAGCUUGAUCCCUGGGACCCAGGGCUCCCUAAGGACUCUGGGACCUACUGAGAAGCAUGAUGAAAUUGCAGAGGACCUUGCCAUUCAUCCUGCCUCAAGAAGGAGUCGGUCGUCAUGUUUGCCAGCCUGAGGUGGUCUCUGUGCUCUCUCUGCGCCCCUCUCCGGCCUUUCUCCUUCCCUUCAUGACAGGAAUGGGUGCUCCUCAGGGACUGGGCCCCUGGGAGAAGCAGGGGCACAAGUGAGCAGGGCGGCCACCUCUACCAGCUGGCUUUGGGCACACCUCUGAUGGGGACACCUGUCCCACCUCACCAGACAGGAGUCUUCCUGCGUGGAAUGGGUGCGCUAGGGUCCUUGAGAAGGGAGGUGACGGCGUGUGAAGUGGGGCCACAGGGCCAGGGGUGAAGGAAAAACGGGAGGUGGAGUCCUCUUCUACCAAGCUCCUCACGCCUCCUGGCCCCCAGAAUGCAGGUCCCGGAAGGGCUGGACGGGCAGGACUGUGGCUCCCGGCCCCGCCCCCCACGCUAACAGGAGAGCUUCCCAGGGGUGCUGGGGGCUCGGGCCAUGUCUGCAGCAGCCCCUGCAGGGAGCCCCACCAGUGGCGUGCGGGCUUGGCCACAGCCGCCCACAGGGAUGGGGGUGGGGUCCUGCUUAGAGGCGCUGUUCACAGCCCCCAGAGGUCACCUCAGUGAGGACAGGCAGAGCAGACACGAGUAGUUUCUGUUUUGAGGUUUAAAUCACAUUAACGAAAGUCACCAUGUUUUCAAGUGUACAGUUUAGUGGGUUUUAAUAUAUUCAGAAUCUUGUGCAACCAUCACUACUGUCCAAUUUCAGAACUUUUACUCGUCCCGGUCAGCCAUCACCCCCCAUCCCCACCCGCACCCCGGCCCCCACAGUGGGCUUCUGCCUCGUGGCCGUGCAGACUCGGGCCUCCCCGGAGCAGUCACAUGGUGUGCGACCUGCGGGUCCAGCCUCUCCAGCACUGUUCCCAGGAUUUAUCCGUGUUCUAGCACCUACCAGCACUUUGCUUUUCCUGGCCAAAUAUUGACUCCUUUGUAUGGAUGCACCGCAUUCCGUUUCUCCAGUCGUCCGCGGGAGGGCAUCUGGGUGGUUUCUGUGUGGGGCUGUUAGGAAUAAUGCCGUUCUGAACCCUGAUGCACAGGUUUCUGUGGGAAUGUAUGUUUUCAGUUCUCUUAGCUGUGUGCGUGGAGUGGGUCACUGGUCCUGUGGUAGCUCCGUGCUUACCUUUUGGGAACAGCUGCACUGUUUUCCACUCCAGAUGCACCUUUACAACCACCAGCAAUGCGCAGGUUUCUCCACGCCUUUGUCAACACUUGUUAUCAUCUGUCUUUGACUCUGGCCAUCCUAGUGGGUGUGAAGCGACAUGAUUUGCAUGGCCCUAAUGACAUGCUGAGCACCUUUUCAUGUGCUUAUUGGCCAUUGUACAUCUUCAUGGGAGAGAGAUCUCAAAUCCUUUGCCCUCUUUUAAACUUUAAAAAUUUUUCAGUUACAUAAUAUGCAAAUACAUUCUGCUUUGUGGGUGUUUUCAUACUCUUGGUUGUGUCCUUUGACACCUGCAAGUUCCCCAAUGUGAUGGAGCCACUGUGUCUCUUCAUCUGUUCCUUGUGCUUUGCUGUCUUACGUAGAGACCAUUGCCUGUUCCGAGGUCAUAAAGAUCUCCUUCUAAGAGUUUAAUCGUUUCAGCUCUUGCAUUUAUAUCUUUGACCCAUUUUGAGUUCAUCUUUGUAUAUCCUAUUUGGGGUGCCUUGCAAUUCCAUGAAUUUUAGGACCAGCUUGUCCAUUUCUGCAAAAACAGUUGGAGCUUUGCUGGGGAUCACACUGAUCGAUUUGGGGAGCCCUGCUGUCUUAACUGUCAUGAGUCGAAAUCACCAAAUUCGGGUCUCUCUCUCCUUUUUUAGAUCUUUAGUUUGUUCCAACUGAAAGGAAAGGAGUGACACACAGCAGCAAUUCACCGGAGAAUUCCGCUUUGUUAGGGAAAGGUGCUGGGUUAUAUAGGAAGGGGCAUGGGGUGAUUGAGGUGUCACUUCCACAGAGCUGGUGGCUAUUGGCUAGGUGCUGGGAUUAGGGGGGUGAGGGGUGAUUGGGCUUCAGGUGGCGCCGGUGGGAACCGAGGACCCGGAAAAGAAGCAGGAGGAAGUUCGCCAUCUUAUGGGUGGGGGCCCUUCACCAACAAUGAUUUGAAGUUUCCAGUGUGCAAGUCUUGUAUACCCUUUGUUUACAUUUUGUAUUCUUUUUGAUGCUGUUAUAACUGGAAUUGUUUUAUUAUAAAUUUCAUUGUUGGGUUCAUUGCUAAUGUAUAAGAGUACAAUUGAUUUUGCAUCUUGUAUCCUGUACCUUCUCUGUACUCAUUCAUUAGCUCUGAUGUGUGUCUGUGUGUGUGUGUGUGAUCCUUAGGGUCUUCUACACAUAAGAGCAUGUCAUGUGCAAGUAAAACUUUUCUUUACUUUCUUACUCUCCAGUGUGGAUUCCUUUUCUUUCUUUUCCUUGCCUAUUACCGUGACUGGAACUCCGAGUACAGUGUUGGACAGAAGCGGGGGGAGCAGGCAUCCUUGUCUUCUUCCUGAUCUUAGGGGGAAGUCUCCGUCUUUCGCCACUGAGUAUGAUCCUGGCUGUGGGGUUUUCAGGUGCCCCUUUGUAGGCUGAAGGACGUUCCUUCUGUUCCUAGUUUUUCUGUACUUCUAUGAUGAAAGGUAUUGGGUUUGUCACAAGCUGCUUCUGCUCCGAUUGAAAUGAUCGUUGUUUCUUUGUUCGGCUCGUGUGGCGUAUCACACUGAUUCUGAGCCACUCUUGCUUUUCUGGGAUAAAUCCCACUCGGUCACCGUGUACAAUCCUUUUACUAUGCUGCUCAGUUGGAUUUGCUAGUAUUUUUUUUUUAGGGUUUUUACAUCUACAUUCAUAAGGUAUAUUGGUCUGUAGUUUUCUUGUGACGUCUUUGACUGGCUUUGAUAUCAGGCUAAUACUGGUGUCAUAGAAUAGUUAGCAAGUGCUGUCUCUUCUGUUUUUUGGAAAAGGUUGAGGAGCCCUGCUGUUGAUCCUUGUUUACACCUUUGGUAGAAUCCGUUGGUGAAGCCUUCUCGCUCAUGAUUCUCUUUGUUGGGAGGGUUUACUGAUUGAAUUACAAAUAAAGAGAUUGAAUUACUGAUUCAAUCUCUUUAUUUGUUAAAAGUCUGGGGAGAUUUUCUGUUUCUUCCUCAGUCAGUUGGUAGUCUGUGUGUUUUAGGAAUGUGUCCAUUUCAUCCGGGUUAUCUGGUGUGUCCACACACAGCUGUCAUGGCACUUCCCUUAUUUCUGUAAAGUUGGUGCUAAUGUCCCACUUUCCUUCCCGAUUUUAGUAAUUUGUAUCUUCUUUAUCUGGGUCAGUCUGGUUGUGAGUGUUUUCUAGGAGCCCUCUCCUUACCCCCACGAUGCCCCAGCAGUGACUCUGGCUCCAAGUGGGAGUGAGAAGGCAGAGUGCCCUGCAAGAUUAGAGGGUCAGAGCUCAACCUCCAUCUACCUUAAAGAGCUUCCUGCUCUGCCCAAGCAGACAGGCCCCCGAAGGUGCAGAAACAGAUUAGGGCCCCACUAAAUCCUCAGCUGAGGGCCUGACCUCAGGGGAGCAGUUGAAGACCAGCAAAGGCUGUGUAUUACCCUAGGUGGGCUGAACAGGGGAAGGUGGGGAGGUUAGCCUGGCAUAGAUGGCUGGGGGUGGCAUGGGGCCUGAGUCUUAAAGAAAUAGGAGUUUUGGCUACAGCCUCAAGGAAGAAAACCCUCAGUAGUGUGUGGGUGCCUUGGGCCCUCUGCCCUGGCUGGUGGCCGCACCAAGGCACCAGCCCAAAUCGGAGAUGCAACAAAGAGGUGGUGUGUUUCGGUGGCUUGCCAAGAGCCCAGGGCUUCUGGGAGGGCAUCAGGCUUGAGAGUGGGGUGCAGGGGUCAGGGUGGGCUGGACUGGGAGGGUCAUGUGGAGGGACAGGGCACAGAAGCAACUGGAAGGGACUAUAGUGGGGACCUGCCAGCCGGGGUCAUUGUGGGAGACCCAGAAGGCAGCGGGGGUGGGGUGGGGGUGAGGCUGCGGGGUAGAACAUCCCUUCCCCCAGCCCCACCUCAUGCCCAGGGCUCUACCCUGCUCCUUCCUCCUGGUACAGAAGGGCAAGCAGGGCCCAUAAGUGCUGUCACGUCUUGGCCCCUUCGCACAGAACCUUAGAAAUAGGGCUGAAAUGAUGUCCUUCACCGCAGACCACAGCCUGCCCCAGAGCCAAGAAUAAGCCUUGAACCACUCAAUAAUUCAAGGCAGACCCAAAUAGAUGUUCCUAUUAGCCUGGCCGCCUCUGCUCCCCUUCCCCAGGCCCCCACCCUGCCCAGCGGCUGCGAGUGAGAGGCUCCCAAGAUGGGGGUUGGUCUGGCCAAGGUUGGUCACACCCAGGCACCUCAGGACUCCCACCUUGGGGACCCCAGCCUCUCUGCUCCCCAUCUUCUGGCCACAGGCAUUGUUCCUGGGAUCCUGACCCUCCAGGGCCCUCGGGCCAGCCUGGGCGCCAGGGAAGCCAAUCCCGGAUUCAGACCCCAGUCACUUGUGCAUUCCCGCCCCUCCAGCUGUGUUCCUGACUCAUGGAAGGGGCUUCCCCUGAGGCUCCAUGGCCUACAGGGGGCAGCCCAAGGGCUCUGCACUGGCUGGAGGCGGGGGACCCUGCCCCACGGCCCACCGCCCCAGGUUUGGCCCCCGCAGCAGUCCCUGCUGCCCUGCUCCGGCCAGGCCCGGCGUGGAGUUCUACCAGGUUAAUUACAGGCACCAGCUUGCGGCAGCGCUGACAUCCAGAUGAAUGGCAAGCUGGGUAAUUAGGCGAGGUGUCGCGGGAAUGAUGGAGCACGGCCCACUAUCCCCAGUUCACCUCCCUGGGAAGCAAGAGCAACCUCCCCAGUUCUCUACCACCAUGGGUAGCUGUGGGGGCCGCAUGGGGAGUGCAGGCCAGAGGCCCAGGGCCCGGCUGCUGCUCAUGGACAGGGCUGGGCCCCCUCUGUCCCGUUCCCACCCAACGGGGAGCAGACUGAGAAAGAAGGCAGGGGAGGUGAGAGGUGGGCUACUGGAGGAAGAUGCCCUCCAAGACAGGCCAGCAGACCUGAAGCAGCUCCGAGAGGGCGACAGAGGGAGGGCCAGACUGAGGGCACGGGGGGUCCUGCCCUGGAAGAGGAGGCGCUCCCUGGGGAGAGUUGGAAGCAGGAGGCAGGCUGGAGUGUUUCUGCUUUUUAGUAACUUGAAUUUCACCUGUGUUUUCAAGUCAGUCAUGAAAGCACAUCGUUUUAACAGUGGAGUAGUUACAUAGAUUUGUCACAAAGAACCAGCGGCCCAUCACCUGUCCCUCUCUUUUCCUGAUCGCCCCUUCCGUUUGUUCCUUUUUUGUCAGAUUUAGAAAUUAUCCAUCGACUUUCUGCUGUUGGGGUUUUUUUUCUCUCCUAUACGGCCCCUCCCCUACACUCCACCUGCCCACCCACACUCACUCUCACACUCACAUUCUUUUCCUUGAACCCAUUCCCUCACUGGUUGAAUCAGAUUCAAUGUUUGCAUUAUUUCUUUGCAUACACUGCCCACAGCUGCUAACAUACUGUAAUUAUAUCUCCUUUCUUAUACAACCUCUUGUUUUUCCUGGACUUAAUGAUUGCCUCAUGUUUUGAGUUUGAUUUAUUUUCUAUGUACCUAUUACUUAUUUAUCCCCAAGGCCUGCAGUGGAAAUACAGACCUCUUUGAAGA